AUGGCGGAGACCGUGGCGGACACCUGGCGGCUGAUCACCAAUCCGGAGAACCUGAAUGAUGCCUACGGGCCGCCCAGCAACUUCCCCGAGAUCGAUGUGAGCAACUCACAGACGGUGGGGGUUGGCCGGGGCCGCUUCACCACCUACGAAAUCAGGGUCAAGACAAAUCUGCCUAUUUUCAAGCUGAAGGAAUCUACUGUUAGAAGAAGAUACAGUGGCUUUGAAUGGCUGCGAUGUGAAUUAGAAAGAGAGAGCAAGGUUGUAGUCCCCCCGCUCCCUGGAAAUGCAUUUUUGCGUCAGCUUCCUUUUAGAGGAGAUGAUGGAAUAUUUGAUGACAAUUUUAUUGAAGAAAGGAAGCAAGGGCUAGAGCAGUUUAUAAACAAGGUCGCUGGUCAUCCUCUGGCACAGAAUGAACGUUGUCUUCACAUGUUUUUUCAGGAUGAAAUUACAGAUAAAAGCUAUACUCCAUCUAAAAUAAGACAUGCCUGAAAUUUGAUGAGAAGGGGCAAAACAAAAAACAAAAAACAAAACAAAAAAAACCUUUCCGUGACUAUUAUUCAUAUGCACCAGUGAAGUUCUAACUAACUUUUAGCAUGUUGCACAGAAACUGGUAUAACAUGCCUUCAGUAUACUAACAUUCAUGUGCUCGGUUUUGUUUUUUUUUGUUUGGGCAGUUGACAAGAAGUUAAUUUGCUUUAGUGAAAAUCCCUCAUUCCAGCCUUUCUAUAUAAAUAGCUCUUCCUUGCUGUUUUAUUGUGGUACCCACUAUCGCCUCACAGACCUGUUACUCCAGUAUAACCUGCAGUGUCCUAACUAAAGUUACUGACUUGGUCUUAUCUGCACGGUUUUUGUGCUUCUUGAAUCUGAUUAACUAGAAUAUUUCUCUUACUCCUUUUAAAUAUGUGAUGUCCCUUGACCUAAUUUAUGUGUAGAAGCACUACACCAUUGGUUUCCAGUCCCUUAUGUGUAAGAUACACACUUGUAGGCAGAAAGUCUCUCCCUUCAGGCUUGUAAUACCUUUCACGUGGAAGAUCAAUGAGGGAAAUCUUUAUAUUCUGUAUAAAAACAAAAUCAAAUUUAUAUACUAAAAUCAUUUGUCUAAAAAUUUAAGUUGUUUUCAAAUAAAAAUAAA
Callorhinus ursinus (northern fur seal) is the source of this 1132-nucleotide messenger RNA. Its product is annotated as sorting nexin-3-like. The record is from RefSeq and is a predicted model, not a curated record. Gene Ontology annotation, biological process: late endosome to Golgi transport; endocytic recycling. Gene Ontology annotation, cellular component: retromer complex; early endosome membrane. NCBI's taxonomy places the organism in Eukaryota, Metazoa, Chordata, Mammalia, Carnivora, Otariidae. Gene Ontology annotation, molecular function: phosphatidylinositol-3-phosphate binding.